Macrobrachium nipponense is the source of this 4121-nucleotide messenger RNA. RefSeq names its product N-acetylgalactosamine-6-sulfatase-like. Lineage: Eukaryota; Metazoa; Arthropoda; Malacostraca; Decapoda; Palaemonidae. The transcript is spliced from 13 exons. The record is from RefSeq and is a predicted model, not a curated record. Bases 107 to 1654 code for a protein of 515 amino acids. Gene Ontology annotation, molecular function: arylsulfatase activity.
ACCGUUACGGAGCGCACAAACGCACCGACCGUCAUUACCGCCGCCGCCACUUAAGUUGCCAACAACCGCUAUACAGAGGACCUUACAGUAUACGACGCGGAGGAAAAUGAAGUCUACGCUUUGGUGCCUUAUUUUGAUAUUGGUCUUUCUGAGACGGAAUGAAGCCAGGCAACAGCCAAAUAUUGUCAUCAUGCUCAUGGAUGACAUGGGCUGGGGCGAUUUGGGCAUCAAUGGGGAACCCCACCGAGAGACGCCCAAUAUCGACCGAAUGGCCCUAGAAGGAAUGACAGCCACUUCGAUGUACACAUCGGCGCCUCUCUGCUCCCCUUCUCGAGCAGCGUUGUUAACAGGACGUCUUCCUAUCAGAAAUGGUUUCUAUUCGGACAAUCUACUGGGGAGAAACGCUUACACUCCGCAAGACAUAGUCGGUGGGAUAUCGAACGAUGAAAUUCUCUUACCUGAAGUGCUAAGGAAAGUUGGCUAUACAUCUGGCAUCAUAGGAAAAUGGCACCUGGGCCAUCGCUCUCCCCACCUGCCCUUGGAGAGAGGGUUCGACUACUGGUUUGGGUCUCCUAACUGCCAUUUUGGCCCAUUCGAUGACAAAACUACCCCAAAUAUACCUGUCUUCAGGAAUUCGUCUAUGAUUGGCAGAUACCACGAGCAAUUCCCCAUCAACCACACAACCGGAAUAUCGAAUAUGACUCGGCUCUUCACCGAAGAGGCUGUCGAUUUCAUCCACCGAGAAGCCGCCCAAGGUCCUUUCCUCCUCUACUGGGCGCCGGAUGCCACCCACGCCUUCACCUACGCCUCUGAGGAGUUCCGUGGCACCAGCAGGAGAGGCAAAUAUGGGGACGCAGUGAGAGAGCUGGAUGCCGGUGUGGGCGCCAUCCUAGGGGCGUUAAGAGACACGGGCGUGGCCAACAACACCCUGGUCGUCUUCUCUUCGGACAAUGGAGCUGCCCUGGUCAGCAAGUUUGACGGUGGCAACAACGGUCCCUUCUUGUGCGGGAAACAGACGACCUUCGAGGGAGGCAUGCGGGCUCCUGGUAUUUUCUGGUGGCCCGGUACUAUUAAGCCUGGUUCCAUCACGCAACAGGUGUGGACUCAAAUGGACUUGUUCUCAACGGCUGUAGAACUCGCAGGGGGCGACGCCCCCACCGAUCGCAUCCUGGACGGUCUGCCAUUGGGGGCUUCUCUGCUCCACCCGGAGAUGGAGAUAGCCAGACCUGUGUUCUUCUACCGAGGUGACCUGCUCAUGGCUGUUCGCAAAGGGUCGUACAAGAUGCACCUGUGGACUUGGAGUACACCGGAGCACGAACUCCAACAGGGUAUCAACUACUGCCCAGGAUUCGAAGUGGAGGAUCUGACGACCACCAAUCAGACGGACCACAGCGACAGACCAAUCCUCUUCAACAUAGAUCAGGACCCGACUGAGCGCUAUCCACUCAGCCCUCACUCGGCCGACUAUACAAAGCAGGUUCCAGCACUGCUGCAAAUUGUCUUCGAACAUCGAGGGCAGCUCGUCAAAGGAGAACCUCAGCUUAACUGGUGCGAUCCAGCUGUCAUGCACUGGGCACCUCCUGGUUGUGAGGCUCUCGGCCAGUGCCUGAAAGCCCCACCCUCUAAUCCGACCAAAUGCUACUGGCCACAUUAAUGUCACCCAGAACGACCACAUAUGUUUAUACAGGCGCAUUAGUGUUACCCAGAAUACCUGGAUGUUGAUUUAAUUGCAUUAAUGUCACCCAGAACGGCCACAUAUGUGUAUAUAGGCGCAUUAGUGUCACCCAGAAUGCCCGGAUGUUGAUAUAAUUGCAUUAAUGUCACCCAGAACGGCCACAUAUGUGUAUAUAGGCGCAUUAGUGUCACCCAGAAUACCUGGAUGUUGAUUUAAUUGCAUUAAUGUCACCCAGAACGGCCAGAUAUGUUUAUAUAUGCGCAUUAGAGUUACCCAGAAUGCCCGGAUGUUGAUAUAAUUGCAUUAAUGUCACCCAGAACGGCCACAUAUGUGUAUAUAGGCGCAUUAGAGUCACCCAGAAUGCCUGGAUGUUGAUAUAAUUGCAUUAAUGUCAACGGCCACAUAUGUGUAUAUAGGCGCAUUAGAGUCACCCAGAAUGCCUGAAUGUUGAUUUAAUUGCAUUAAUGUCACCCAGAACGGCCAGAUAUGUUUGUGCAGGCAUAUAGUUACAUUAAUGUCACCCGGGACGACCAGAUAUGUUUAUAUAUGUAUAUUGAGGUCAACCAGAACGACUGAUCAUAUUUAAAUAGGCGCAACAAUAUCACCCAGAGCGACUAGAUAUGUAUAUAUGGGUGAAUUAACGUCAACCCAAACGGCCAAACAUGUUUAUAAUGUGCAUCAAUGUCAACCAGAAUAACCAAUUGUUAAUGCACGACCAGUUCUCUUCACAUAUCAAACGUAGCAAAUUUAAAAUCCUCUGUGGAUAAUGUUUUCUUAAAGUACUUUUUUCAGUCAACAGCCUUCAGUAGUACUUCUCUUAAUCAGUAAUUAAUGAGAUAGGUCUAAAAAAAAUCCAAUGAGUCGAUGUGUUUGAUUUGAGCACCGAUUGUUUUCGUGUUUUUUUUCUGAGCACCAAACAUUGUUUUGUGAUCGCAUAAUUCAAUCACCGUGUUUACAGGUACACACCUUGUUUAUUGUGUUAAUUAUACAGUUAAUAAUAUGUGGGAAACUACUUCUAUAAGCUAAAGUUUUACGAGAAAAGUUCCUACAGAAUAUAACAUAAAAUUUCUCGGUAUUUUGAUUUAUUGUCUUGUUGCCACAAAAAAUAAAAAAUAAAAAAAAAAAACUCUCCCAGGAAGAACUGGUACCUGCCCAACGAAACAAAAUUUAUUGUCAGGGCUUGAUACAGUUUUAUUAGUCCAUUCAGAUAUUCUGAUCGUCUGAUAAAGUUUUGAUAAAUUCAUUAGAUAUUCACUCAAUUAUUCAUCUGAUUUGGAGGAGGCAAUAAGGUCGGACCUUGAAAAUGAAUAUUGGACACAUGGCAAUAUAAACAGAAUUAUUUUGAUUUGUUUAAGCACAAUGAUUUCAAACGUUUACUAAUAAUUUUUACUUUAAUGAAACUCUGCUUUGUUGAAUAUUGGAAAUACAUUUUUCGAUGUACUGAGCUGGAACAGAUCUUGACUUGUUUAAAUUUUGUUGUAUUCAGUGAUUGAAACUGCUUCAUUUUAUAAAAUGUUUACAAUAGGUUCAUUCCUAAUGAUUUCUAGACGUAAUGAACUGCCAUUUGUUGAAUUACUAAUACGUCCCUAGAAAUCCCUUGAAACAGAUACCCUGAUUUUAGUAACUUUCUGAAACCAUUUUAACAGCACCAGAUAGAAAUGUUUUUCUACUUUCGGUAUAUGUUUGUUUUUAUGUUAAGUGAGAGUGAUUUCUGUCAUGAAGAAAUUGUUUUGUGAUUUAUGAAUAAAUUAACUGUUUCUGGAUUUAUAGAAUUAUAAAGUCCAUGGUACUGUUACAGACUUUGGGAUUUAAUACAAAUGUUCAGAAGGGGAAAAAGAGAGCCUUUUUGCCCAUCUGUUUCCGCUUACAGUGUUAUGUUUUAUGAAAUUUAAAUGAAGGAGGAAGUACGUAAAACUUUUUUUUUUUUUUUAGAUAAUUUCUGUUGUCAUUUUAUUAAUAUUUUUAAGAGAGAUAAUACCCUUCCAUUUGUUUUUGCUUUGCACAAUAACAUACAAUCUCGCUAAAAAAGAAAAACCGGGGUUUCUUGUUUUCACAUCGAGAAAACGAAAACAUACUUGAUAGCUCAAUUUCCAAGUAAAAUGAGUACCAUUCUCAUAUAAAAAAAAUCAAUUGCCUUUGGAUAUCUUGAAUGAUAAAAUAAAGGGCUUUGGAAUCUAAUAGGAAAGGCAACGAGACCAAAAAGGCCAAGAAGUCGAAAGAAGGAGCGAGUGACAUAUUUUGUUUUACAUAGCACUCAGGUAUGCUAAUUCUGAAGGAUUCAAGAAAGAAUUAUUUAUUAUUCAUAUUUAUAUUAAUGAAGUUAUUUUGAAGUGUUGGAAUGUUAAACUGAAUUAUGUCAUUAUCUAGGAAUACUUCUCUAGUUAAGUUAGAAAGCUUUGCUUUAAAACCAUUUAAUUUUAUUACAAUAAACUAUUUGUAUUAGGUA